UCUGUAGAGCCUGGACAGUUACUGAUCAUCUGAGAAGAAAUAAAAGCUUAAAACAGACUAUUAAAUAGCAAAUAAUUAUGCAGCACAAAUCAAAUGUGAAUAUUAAUGUGCAAUACACCAUACGUUUAUUAUAAGCUACUGAUUGAAACAAGCAACACAGAAUUAUGUAGAGCAAUAAAAAAGGAACAUUAAUGAUGGUAAUAAUGUUUAGUCGAUCCAUCCUCACAUCCACCCACCUGACUAUUUAUGACAACACAAAGAAAACAAUACAGUUUACAAGCUAUGCAAUUUACUGAAGUGUUUUCACAUAUUCCUCUGCAUUCAUUCAGCCCACAGAUAUGAGCUCUUGUAUUGUGUAUCCAAGUGUGGAAUAAAGUAAAUAAAGCCUGCAGUCUUGUGGACUAAAGUCUGCUCUCUUGUUGUGCUCGUGUCCCUGACAUGAGGAAACAGCGGCCCCCACGGGCAGACAGAGGAACAGCACCUCACUGCUCUCAUGCUUUAAGAUUUGCCUGCUUUGUUAUGUGGAAUAAUGAUUUGCCUGCACUGUGCAAGCCAUACAUUAACACAACUCCUAGAGCAUAUGUAAAGAUGCAUUUGAUUGCAAAAGUAGUUGUAUGUGUAACACAUUACUAUUGGUUAAGUUCCAUUGGCUUCCAUGUAGAUUUGUAAGAGUGCAACGUGUUUAGCCUCAAAUUGCAUCAUUUUGUACCCAAUAUGGACUACAAUUUGGAUAUUCUUCAAUUUAGAAAGGAUUCCUGUACAUAGCUGCCAGCUUGCGCCUCUGAUGGUACCCGAGAGAGAGAGAGUUGGGGGGAGAGAGAGAGAGACCCAUAGAGAGGGAGAGGGAGAGGGAGAGAGAGAGAGAGGUUAGCAGCUCCAGAUGGUGUUUAAACGCAGACAGAAGGCUACAGCGAGGACAGAGAGAGGAGGAGGAGGAGAGAGCCGCGGUGAAUGCGUACAGUCAGCUUUUCAGCUCCGCUCAUCAGUAAAGACAAAACAAGUGUUAAAACCUCAAAUCGUGAAUUGACUGCUGCGAAAGAAAACGUGUUAAUAUCCCAAGCUGACCGUGAUUUCCUGCGGGAGAAGUGGAUCUCUUUACAGCACCAUCUGAAGACAGGUCGGCGGAGGAUCGGCGUGUCGGCGGCGGGGAAGGACCGUACACAGAAAACGUGGUGGUAGAGCAGCCUGUAGAAACGGUGUUUUUGCAACAGAAAAGGAGCAGAAAUGAUCUCCCCGGAUGUAUAAGAAGUUGUUCCUGACACCACGGACUGCGACUGGACUGUGAACUAAAGAAGAGGGGGUUUAAAGUUGUCACAGGAGGCAUGAUAGACGCACCCUGCAGACAAGAGGAUCCGCAUCUUUAUCAUUUGCGUUUUCACAUGGAAGACUUUAGGAUUUGUGGAAAAAGUAGCGACCGGUUAAUAAUUGUGUCUGCCUAAAAAAAGACCAGAAAGAAUUUGUUUGCAGUUCAAGCAGUAUUUUAUAUUUUGUUGCUUUUAUCUGGGAUGGUUAAAAUGAGAAAAAGAGCGGAUUUACAUGACUUGGACAAGUUGUGAUUUUCUCAUCACCGUCAACACCGUCUUGCUUUAAAAAACAAAAUAAAAAAAACACAAACUGCAAAACCAAAGACAUCAUUGAGGAUCCAAAAACCCAUGUUUUGAUUUUUAUUCCUUCCUUUUUCGAUAUCUGCAAAGAGAAAUACCUCAUUAUUUAUUAUAUCUCUUUUGAACCCCCAAAGGAAAGUCAAACACCAUUUUUUUUUUGUUAGACUGGCUUCUGCUUCCUCUCACUAUUUAAGAAACAAAGCAACAAAAAAAAGGAAUAAAACCUGAAUGGUUUCCCGCACUAUCUAGCAAAGGCUUUAUCUUUUUCCCAAAUAAUGAGGAGUGAGACGAUAAAAAAACUGUUUUAGAAACUUCUUGGUGUGGAUUAUCACCACUACGGUUACCUCAGCUUGACCCCGACCUUCACAAAGUAGCAGAGUGCAGAAGGUUGGAACAAUGCCAGAUUCACCUGCGGAUGUGAAAACCCAACCCAGGUCCACCCCACCCACCAUGCCUCCUCCACCCCCGGCUGUUAGCCAGGCAUCCAAUCGUAAUGCUUCAUUCACCCCUGCUACCAGUAAAUCAAUGCUGAAUGGAAGCAGCCACUCUCCUACAUCGCUGAACGGUGCUCCGUCCACUCCUAACGGCUUCAGUAAUGGGCCGGCCAUGUCUUCGACGGCUUCACUGUCCAACCAGCAGCUCCCGCCAGCUUGUGGCGCCCGGCAGCUCUGCAAACUGAAGCGCUUCCUAACCACGCUGCAGCAGUUUGGCAACGACAUAUCGCCUGAGAUCGGGGAGAGAGUGCGCAGCCUCGUGCUGGGACUGGUGAACUCCACCCUCACCAUCGAAGAGUUUCACUCCAAACUUCAUGAGGCCACCAACUUCCCUCUGAGGCCGUUCGUCAUUCCCUUCCUGAAGGCAAACCUGCCCCUGCUGCAGAGAGAGUUGCUGCACUGUGCCAGGUUGGCCAAGCAGACUCCAGCUCAGUACCUGGCCCAACACGAGCAGCUUCUCCUGGACGCCAACGCCAGCUCGCCCCUCGACUCCUCCGAGAUCAUGUUGGAGUUGAAUGAGCACGGCAAGAGAAGGACCCCUGACAGGACAAAAGAGGGCUCAGAGAGAGACGGCAUGCACCCGGAGCACCAUGCUAAGAGGCCCUGCACCAUCAGCCCCAGUCAACGCUUCAGCCCCAGCACAGGUCUUCCUGCUCACCCGCCUCCCAACGGCCUCCCCAACCACCCUCCCAACGGCCUACCACAUCCACCCAACCCCCAAAUGGGACCCCAACACUAUCGCUUAGAAGACAUGGCCCUGGCGCACCAAUACAGAGACGCUUACAGACAUAAUGAACACCGCGACACCCGAGACAGGCACAGGCCGACAGCAGUGCAUGGAGCCCGCCAAGAGGAGGUGAUUGACCACCGUCUUACUGAUCGAGAGUGGGCAGAGGAAUGGAAGCACCUAGAUAAUAGUGACUUUUCAACUCAUCAGCAUCCUGUCCCAUUGCAGCUCCUGAACUGCAUCAUGGACAUGGUGGAGAAGACGAGGCGCUCUCUGACGGUUCUGCGGCGCUGCCAGGAGGCCGACCGGGAGGAGAUGAAUCACUGGAUCCGGCGUUACAGCGACGUGGAGGAGAUGAAAAAAGGUGGGAGCAACGGACAGCACUGCCUUCCUCCUCCUCCUCUUCCUCCACCUCCUCCUCCUCCUCACCACAACUCCUCCUCCAACACAGCUAGCAGCAGCGAGUCACUGCCCGUAGGAACUCCCUCGGCUGCUGAAAGGCAGACAGGCAGACAGACAGAGAUCCACAGAGACUUCUUACACAGGCCUCCAUCAGGAUACCUGCCAGAAGAAAUCUGGAGGAAAGCCGGUACUACAAGCAUCCCACUAUCCCCGGCACUAAAACACCUUCAAAACAGGCAGGAGGAGGCCGUGAACGAGGUGAAGCGACAGGCGAUGUCAGAGCUGCAGAAGGCGGUGUCAGACGCCGAGAGGAAAGCUCAUGAGAUGAUUUCAGUAGAACGAUCUAAAAUGGAGAGGGCGCUGGCCGAGGCCAAGAGGCAAGCCUCUGAGGAGGCACUCACAGUCAUCAAUCAGCAGGAGGACUCCAGUGAAUCUCACCAGAGCUGCUGGAACUGCGGGAGGAAAGCCAGUGAGACGUGCAGCGGCUGCAACACGGCUCGCUACUGCGGCUCCUUCUGCCAACACAAAGACUGGGAGAAGCACCACCAUGUCUGUGGUCAAGGCCUGCAAGGGAUGCCAGGGAGCACCCCCUCCUCCUCCACAGUGUCCUCCAGUGCGCCUCCCACCCACUCGGAGAGCACCCCUCCAGGAGCCUUGUCCUUGACAGGCCAGAGUAGUAUUGUGGGAGGGGCUGUCAGCGGCAGUGGAAGUAUGUCUGCGAGUCCCAAGGAGAGCAGCUCCAGCAGUGCCUCUCGCUCCACAACUCCAGCCACCCCCGCCCUGCUGGAUGCCACUUCUCGCUGACGUCUGACGCUUGUCCCCUCCCUGAAUACUGAUGCGACUGUGCUCACACUCCACACAAAACCAAACUGAGGAAUCUUCAUCGCACACUGCUCCCUUUCCUCUCCCCCGACUACUUAUUUCCCUGUUACUCUAAGCUCUUCUGGGAAUCUUCUCACUACCUGAUGAUAGACUUUAACCGUUCAUCUUUACCCAAAAAAUAAUUGUUCUGUCUUCGUUCUUUCACAACUACAGCCACAAAUACAAAGAUUCCAGCCUGGCGUUCAGUGUAGUGAAAAGCACGAAAAGUGUCUCCUAUCUGAGUUCAGUCACAGACUCAUAUCGGAUGUGUUUGAUGAAAAUUUGACUUGAAGAUGUGCCCUAAGUUAUUGAACACGUUGAACCUGUCUACACAAGACAAGUGCUUUAGUAAGGCAAUAUUAAUAGGGGGAUGGCUAGGCUGAUUAGCACUUGGAUUGGAUUUCCCUUUAAUUUAGCACCAAUGAGAGAUCAGUAGUCAGCCCUGAGAUGUGUACUACCAGUGCAAACAGCUCGCUGAUGUGGCACUUAUUCUAAAGUGAAUAUCUUUUUUUAAAGAGACGAGGGAAGGGAAAAACCGUGAUGCGACUUAUUCCUCAAAAACUCAGCUUAGUAUUUAUUCAAAUGUUUCUUUCUGGCUUUAAGGUAAAACAAAGAAAAGUCCAAAUAUUCUAAAUGAAGAAUAGUAGUGAUGGUGAUGCUGAUGUUGACGAUAAUAAUGAUAUGAAAAUAAAUUUAAACUGCUAACUACCUUGCUAGCGAGCCAAGAAAAAUCUACACCGGACUCACCUCUCUAUACCAUUGUGAACCCAAAUGAAUUCAAAGAUGAAAAAUAACAUGAUCCAAACCUUUGUAUUACACUGCCAAAGUGAGUAAGUAAGCGAUAAGGAGAAGCACUCAUCUUAUAACCAAACGCAAAGCAACAUCACCUCCUCAGCAGAUAAGUCAGCCCUGAGAGGACCAGGCUGCAGAGGAGCUGCAGAAUGGGAGAUAUUCAGACAUUUAAAAAUACAAACUGUGACCUGCUUUGAUCUGCAGCUGCCUCCUGCAGUCUGGACAAAACUAUAACAAUCCCUCAGUGACGGCCCAGACUCGUGAAAAUGGACAAUGCUGUGAACUUGCCUACAAGAAAGACUUAAUUCAAUGGAUGGAAACCCUGCCACAGUGUGGUUUUUUGAAUGGUAAUUAAGAGGACAAAAAGAAAAAAAGAGGGAAGUAAAAGCUACACAGCCUCAAAGAAGGUGACCAUACAAACACGGCGUAGGAGCUGCCAAAAACCUCAAAACAAGCUUGAAAACAUUGUUUGUGAGUCAUUUUCUAAAGCUCUACAACGAGGAGAUAUUUCAAGGAAUUGCUGUUACCUUUACAUUCACUCCCUCCUUUUCCAAAGCAUGAUAAACUGAUGACAGAGCCUAGUGAAGGGCGUGUAGACUUGGUUCUCCUCUCUCUUUCUACCUCCCCUCACCCAACACCUCCCUUCUACGCUCUUCCCCGACUUCUGACUGGCCCUAUCCCUGGCCUGCUCCGGACAGAGCCUCUGAGCAGUCACGUGGGAAGGGUUCGAACCUGCUUGUAGAUAUUGUUCCUCUUUUCAAAUUUCAAUAAUGUCUCUUGUCGCUGAUGUCCACAUGUGCUGCCCUUGUGUAUAUCCAGAAAUACAGACUUUGUUUUGGUUUUGUUACUUUUCAUUUUCCUCCUUUACGUUCGGACGGAGCAGUGAAGUCAGAGCAAGGAGGACUGUUGCUAAUGAGAGGAAGCCCCACAUUGUACUUAUUGUUUGAUUUGUUGUAUCUAUAUUAUUGAGAUGAAACCCCUCUUGUAGAAUAUUUUGUAUUGCUCGCAUUGUAAGACAGUGAGAGGACAGAGGUGCAAUAUGAAGAGAAUUCAGCUACUGAAUGGAACCUCAGCAACUGCCCAUAGGGUGUCAUAUAAUAUAGAUACAUAUAAAUAUAUUUAAAGUAACAUCGGUAACUUAAUGUGAAUGUACAUAGUAUUUAAAGAGGUCCAAAAAUGUGUUUGCCAAAUAACAGAAACCUUUAAAGUUUAAUGUCCAGAAUAUGAUUUUCUCACAGUACAUUUAUUUCUAAACAUUUCUCAAAUGUCCUUUUCUUUCUCUCAUACUAUUUUAACCCUUUCAACUUUCACUCAAAUCAAAGUGUCCCUGAGUGGAGGAAACUGUUGGUAACAGGGGUAAAGUGUCAUAAUGCAGCUGAAAAUGGAUGAAAACAGAUUUAAGGGUGAAUGGACACUACAAAACUUCCAGAACAUAUUUUGUAUUAGUUUAUUAGGCCUUAAUUUACAAUAUUUGAGAAAUACAAAUCAUACUGCACCACAAAAAACCUUUGACAAAAUUAAUAAAAUGUAUUUGACUUUAAUCUGAUUAUUUUAUGCAAUGGUAAAAUAAUCCAUGCUUCAUUCACCCCAGGUCAGUUUUCAUCCUGCAGGAGGGGCCUCAACAGUGUAUCGAUAAAAAAAAGCCCAACUAUAUUUAAUAGUUACAAAAAAAAGGAAGGAAAUAGUGGUGGUUCAGUUUCAAAUUUGGAUAAUUCAAAAAUAAUCAGGAAUUGUAAUACUUAUAUAUUCUAUUAUGUCAUGUGUUCUCUUCCUGCCACUGACCCUCUAUUUCUUUUAGUCCUCAUCAUCAUAUUGUGGUGUGUGUGUGUGUGUGUGUGUGUGUGUGUGUGUGUGUGUGUGUGUGUGUGUGUGUGUGUGUGUGUGUGUGUGUGUGUGGUGUGUGUGUGUGUGUGUGUGUGUGUGUGUUGUGUGUGUGUGUGUGUGUGUGUGUGUGUGUGUGUGUGUGUGUGUGUGUGUGUGUGUGUGCGCGUGCGUGCUUAGGAGUAUUUGUUUCACCCAAGGUGCAGGAUAAGCCAUUACAUAAUAUGCCAGUAUUAAGCUACAGUAAACCUCUAAGCUAAUUUUGAUACCUGAUCUUUUUUUUCAAUUUUAACCGAUUAUUGUUUAUUUCAACAAAAAAAAUCUCCAACCUUUUUCCAUAUAUUUCCACAUUCUCAAGGAAUGUGAUCACCUCUGUUUAACACAAUUAUGUAAAGCCCCAGACCUUUACUUACAGUAAAGCAAUAGACGGCAUGCAGCAGCCUUUGUCAAACAAAUGUAAGAUUGAUAAUCGUAAACUCCCAAAAGUUGGCUUCAUUUACAGUUGGACCACAGACCUUUGUUGUAGCAGUGACUGGCAUAGGAAAAUUGUUCAUCAACAUCUCUACUAAGUUAAUCAUUUUAUUUGGACUAUCUGCGAUACAUAAUUCAAACUGCAAGGUACCCCUGCAUCUGUGUGUAGCAUUUAUGUAUGUGUGUUAUAAUUACUUGGAUAUGUUGUUGGCCUCAGCCUUCUUGUGUCAUUUUCUCCUUAUCCCCAAUGUCUAUUUCCUCCACUUCUACCCCGCACCCUCUUUGUAACACCCCUUCACACUAGCUACCUCCUGUGACCAUACAGCUAACCACCAGGAGAGGUUGACCUGGACUUUGAAAAGCUUGGCUGAGAGCAGACGUGGAAAUGCACAUUCAAAGCAAUCAUAUAUAUCUGUCUAAACAUUUUAAAAUCAAAAAAAGUGUUGAAAGGAAUUGCCAUUACUCAUGAUGUGGAGGAAUAUGUAUUCCCACCAGACCUCAGCUGCCUGUUUGAUCACCUUCCACCAACUGAACUGCUGGGAUUUAGUAAUAGGUACACAUACAGUCAAACAUGCAUAUUACCAAACUGAACACUCAACCAUUGACAUGCCAUUUGUUGUCCAAAACCAAUAAAAGCACAGACCAAAGUACUCUAUUGCCAUAAUAGGCUUUGACACAGUGUGUAUUAACAGACCAGAAAUAAUAAGGUUAGAGCUCCACUACACCAGGUAACCAAAGUGUCUGAAAUACACACAAUCAGGGCACAAGAGUGAAGAGCAUGCUUAAUGAACCGGCUGACUUUCAAAUGUGUAGAGUUAUUUUUCAAGCAAUCAAAGCGCUUGUUGUCUACAUAUUGACUAGUGCUUCUAUAAAAGAUAAUAGAAGCUUCUCCUUAAGAAAAGCCUACUGAUUGCGUGUUCUUACAGUUACAAAGCCUUGCAGAGAUAAAAUGAAUGCAUGGUGGGUGUGUGUUUGUGUGUGACUGGUGGUGUGUGUGUGUGCGUGUGUUUUUGUAAAAAAAGGAAAAACAUUUGCUUCUUGUCUCUGUACAAACUACUUGAAACUUUCAGAGCUUUAAUGAAACAUCCCAGACAGACUAUGGUGGCAUAUCUAUUCACAAUAUAUAGCAACAGCUUUGUGCAGUACAAUACUGUGUUUGCGUACAAUAUUCAAACAACAUUUAAUGGCAGUUCCAUUCAACUCCUCAAUGCUUUUGAUUGUGCAUCCUUGUCUGCAAGUAAGCCCUUAGAAAAACUAAACAAAACCAAACAUAGUAACCACUUAUAAAUGACCAAAAUACAACCAAAAUAUACAACUUUUCUUUUAGAUUUCAUGUUGGUUAAGGGAUUUGUGUUAUUGUCCCGGCAUUAGAACUUCAACACGGUUGAUUGUGUGGGUGUCCUUCACUGAGAUUAUCCCUCCUGAUUUAAUUGAAAAGGAAACAAAAGAUCAAUGUUCUGUUCAGCUGGGUGCUAGCUUCCUUAAUUUAAGAAACAAACGAGAUGUGUUAUAUUCUUUUCUCUGUACAGAUAAUACAGAUGGCAAAUGCAUAAGGGCUCUGCUUUUGUGAAUAUUAUCCAAGGGUCUCCGAACACUUUACACCACCCACUUUUCUGUUACUAUGUACAUGAUAUGGGCAAAACGCAUGUUUAGAAAAGGCAAAGAAUGGCAGGUUGGCAUUUGUAUCUACUUACCCCAACCAAUAACUCUACCAAUGAAGUUUCAAGACUCAUCUGAUGACACAUCCUUCCUGUGAAACAGGCACUGAUGAAGAAAGCUAAAGUGGCAAACAGUGGGUACAGCACUUGUUUUCCCUAAAGCUAUGGCUCAGGAUGGCCCUGUUUAUACCUUUACAUAAAUGGAAACAAAGGUUUAUGUUUUGUUAUGUGUAGGGAGGCAUUCUAUACUGUAUUGUGCAAUACAUUAUUACAGAAAAAGCAUUGUUCUGUUGGAGAGGUUGGCGCCUUGAAGAUCUUUCUCCUUUUGUUUUAUUUCCCUCUUCAAUAAGGUAAUGUUACCGUUUUUAGAUGAAGUUAACUGUGCCAGAAGAAUUCAAUUCUGAUUUGUAUUUAUUUCUUGCAUGCUUUCCUCCCUGUUGCUAAUACCGCUCUUUAACUGUUCGCUCUGUUGGAUGUGUGAAGCUGUAAAACAUUCUAAUUCAGGUUAUUGUCUGUGUUGAACAAUGUAACUGUGUAAUUAAAACAUGAAAUGAAGUAUU
Messenger RNA from Gymnodraco acuticeps, 9390 nucleotides. It is a transcript of the gene cbfa2t3, whose product is annotated as CBFA2/RUNX1 partner transcriptional co-repressor 3. Gene Ontology annotation, molecular function: transcription corepressor activity. The record is from RefSeq and is a predicted model, not a curated record. The coding region runs from base 2001 to 4031 and encodes 676 amino acids. Gene Ontology annotation, cellular component: nucleus. NCBI's taxonomy places the organism in Eukaryota, Metazoa, Chordata, Actinopteri, Perciformes, Bathydraconidae. The transcript has 12 exons. Gene Ontology annotation, biological process: negative regulation of DNA-templated transcription; DNA-templated transcription.